Messenger RNA from Poecilia latipinna (sailfin molly), 4895 nucleotides. RefSeq names its product diacylglycerol kinase iota. Gene Ontology annotation, biological process: phospholipase C-activating G protein-coupled receptor signaling pathway. Gene Ontology annotation, molecular function: protein binding; ATP-dependent diacylglycerol kinase activity. The record is from RefSeq and is a predicted model, not a curated record. The transcript has 34 exons. The coding region runs from base 1 to 2790 and encodes 929 amino acids. NCBI's taxonomy places the organism in Eukaryota, Metazoa, Chordata, Actinopteri, Cyprinodontiformes, Poeciliidae. Gene Ontology annotation, cellular component: plasma membrane; glutamatergic synapse.
AUGUUAUCACUGCUGGAGAGACGGACGUGUAAAGAUGAACUAAACCUGAGCGGUUUUAAAGUGUUUUCUUGUGUUUUUUUUUUUUUUUUCCUUCUUGAAUGCAGGAAAGCCAUCUCCAGAUCAGGCCUCCAUUACCUCGGCCCGCCUCAGCCUUCGCUCCCUCCGGCGUCCAACGGACCAAACAAGGAUCUGCGAACCUGCGUGGACUGGACGGAAAACGCAGGGAACGGAGAUCACUUAUGGACGGAGACGAGUUGUUCGGGAGAGCUGUGCUACCUCGGGGAGGACGCGUGUCUCCUGAAGACUGCGAAGUCGGCCCCCAGGAGGAAAUGCGCCGCCUGCAAGAUAGUAGUCCACACCGGCUGCAUAGAGCAGCUAGAAAAGAUUAACUUCAGAUGCAAGCCGACCUUCAAGGAGGGAGGGUCCCGAUGCCUCAGAGACAACGUACUGAGACACCACUGGGUCCACAGGCGGCGGCAGGAGGGGAAAUGUAAACAGUGUGGGAAGAGUUUUCAGCAGAAGUUCUUCCACAGUAAAGAAAUAAUCGCCAUCAGUUGUUCUUGGUGUAAACAGGCGUUCCACAACAAGGUGACGUGCUUCAUGCUGCACCAGAUCGAGGAGCCGUGUUCGCUGGGGGCCCACGCCGGAGUCAUCGUCCCUCCCUCCUGGAUCAUCAAAGUCAGGAAACCACAGAGCUCGCUGAAGAACUCGGCCAGGAGGAAAAAACGGACGUCUUUCAAACGUAGGGCGAGCAAGAAAGGACUGGAAGACUCUAAAUGGCGUCCGUUCAUUUUGAAACCGCUUCCUUCUCCCCUCAUGAAACCCGUCUUGGUUUUUGUCAAUCCCAAGAGCGGAGGCAACCAGGGUGCCAAGCUGCUGCACAUGUUCAUGUGGAUCUUAAACCCCAGACAAGUGUUCGACUUGUCACAAGGUGGACUAAGAGAAGCGUUGGAAUUGUAUCGCAAAGUGCCAAACCUGCGGAUCCUGGCCUGCGGUGGAGACGGCACAGUGGGGUGGAUCCUCUCCGCUCUCGAUGAGCUGCAGAUGAAUCCCCAGCCUCCGGUCGCUGUACUUCCUCUGGGAACAGGAAAUGACCUCGCCAGGACGCUCAACUGGGGCGGGGGUUACACGGACGAGCCCGUGUCGAAGGUUUUGUGUCACGUUGAGGACGGUUCGGUGGUGCAGCUCGACAGGUGGAACCUGCUGGUGGAGAAAACUGCGGUACAGCCAGAAGAAGGCACUCAGAAGCUCCCUCUGAAUGUUUUCAACAACUACUUCAGCCUCGGCUUCGACGCUCACGUCACGCUGGAGUUCCACGAGUCCAGAGAGGCCAACCCAGAGAAAUUCAACAGUCGCUUCCGCAACAAGAUGUUCUACGCCGGCGCUGCGUUCUCAGAUUUCCUCCAGAGAAGCUCCAGGGACUUGUCGAAGCACGUCAGAGUGGUGUGCGACGGAACGGAUCUAACGCCCAAAAUCCAGGAGCUCAAGUUUCAGUGCAUCGUGUUUUUAAACAUUCCCAGGUACUGUGCUGGCACCAUGCCGUGGGGAAACACCGGAGACCACCGAGACUUUGAGCCGCAGCGCCACGACGACGGCUGCAUCGAGGUCAUCGGCUUCACCAUGGCCUCUCUGGCGGCGCUACAGGUCGGCGGUCACGGUGAGAGGCUUCACCAGUGCAGAGAGGUCGUUCUCACCACUUACAAGACUGUACCUGUUCAGGUGGACGGCGAGCCGUGCCGACUGGCUCCUUCCACUCUGCGCAUCUCCCUGCGAAAUCAGGCCAACAUGGUCCAGAAGAGCAAGAGACGCACGUCGGUGCCGCUGCUGAACGAUAUUCAGAAGGUGUGUGCAGCUGAUCUGCGCCGCCUCUCUGCUCCCCCCGACUCCUUCUCUGUCCCUCAUGCGGUUCCGGACCGUCUGCGGCUGCGGGUGAACCGGAUCAGCCUGCAGGAGUACGACAGGCUGCAGUACGACAAGGAGCGACUGCGAGACAUCUCAAUCCCAGUAGGCAUUGUGGUUGUCAGGGGCGACUGCGACCUGGAGACCUGCAGACUUUACAUCGACAGACUACAAGAGGAUUUACACCAGGCGCCAUCUACUGGCCACAGAGUGCACUACCAGGAUGAAAUCAGAGGCGUUCCCAUAACCAGUUCAACCAGUAGACUGUCUCCUAACUGGAGCUUCCUGGACUCGACAUCAGCUGAUCGUUUCUAUCGCAUCGACAAAGCUCAGGAGCAUCUUCACUUUGUGACAGAAAUAUGUCAGGAUGAGGUUUUCAUCCUGGACCAUGAGGGACCGGUGGGGAGUCAGGCGUCGUCGGCUGGGAUGCCAGAUCUGGUGGUUGAACCUGCUGCAGGUGCUCCUCUGACACCUGAUGAACAAGCUCUUCUAACCGCUGCCAGUACUGGAGAUCUUCUACUGCUGAUGGAUGGCGUACGUCGAGGAGUCAGCUUGUUGGUGAGAGACUCCGGCGGUUGUUCUGCGUUACAUCUAGCUGCCCAGAACGGACACACAGAUCUGGUCAGCUUCAUCCUGCAGCAAGGUUCAAAAGUUCUCCUGGAUUUAACCGACAGAGACAAGGGGGAGACCGCCUUGCACAAAGCCGCCUCAGAGAAGCAGCAUGCAGUGUGUCGGAUGUUGGUGGAGGCCGGCGCUUCGCUGGAGAAGACAAACUUCCAGGGGAAGACGGCGGCCGACCAAGCAGCAGGAGACUCUGAGCUCGCCGUCUUCCUGAGCUCCCAGCAGCAGACGUCAUCCGGCACCAACGAAGACCUGGAGACCGCAGUCUGAGGCGCUGGCGCUCCGUCGCUCUCUCCCGCCGGACUCUGGAUUUGCACCGGUACGGAGCAGAGAGGAACCGGGAGGGGAGUGUCACACCUGUCCUGGAUUUCACUCCGCAGGUGCAGAGGCGAACCAGGAAACGAACUGCCUCCGAACGCGGCAGCAUUGCAGCAGAGAUUUUAACUCUCGACUAUUUAUUUAUAUUUAUUUAUUCUAUUUAUUGGUUGUGCUGGUUGAUUGACUUUUAACAAUUGCAAGUGCAAUUCGUCUUGUAAUGGAGUUGUUUUGGUCAUAUUUUGCAACUAUAUUAAGUCUGGAAAAUGAUCAGGAUUGCGAUCAAAGCAGAUUAUUUAUCCCAUAAACCUGUGUGCCAAAGACAUUACACUGUUGUGGUGUCAUAUCUAAUCCAAAUAACCACCGUCUCAUGAAUCCAGGUUGGAUCUGCAGGGCGUGAACUCAAACAUGUCUGUCACAUGCUGCUGAUGUUUUCACCUGAUGAGUCACAGCUCAUUAUGACACAGAAACCAAACUGCAGCGCUCUAUUUCUCCUAAACAAAGUUUUUCUGGGAAACAGUUUUACCAGAGAAGUUUAAAAAAAAUGUUUUAAACAAGGGCGUCCUGUAGGAUUUAACCUUCUCCUGUGAAUACGAGUCAAAACGGCCAUCUUGGAAACUUCCAGAUGGAACCACAGAGUUUGUUUUUGAAUGGAAAGUGGAGGCCACAUGUUUGAUGUGAAACAAUUACCACAAAUCUUCUCUGAAGCUAAACAACAAACUAACAAAACCAAACUGAAUGUAGCUCAUCUGUACCAGAACCCAGGUUUCAUUUUGUGUUGGUCGUCCUGUUUGUGCCGUCCGUCCGGUCUGGAGUCAAACCAACAUCACCAACACGACUGAACUUGUCAGUUUUUACGAACACGUCGACCUUUGACCCAGUUGUGUACAUGGAGGCAUUAAUAAGCUGAGCUCUUCUGUGACGUUAUAAACAGAAAUCAUCCACAUGUACAGACACCUUUGGUAAGAUGCUGAGAAAACCUUCAGAAAAAUUCACCUUUUAUUGCAGCGGCUUCAUUUUGCACUGGAAAAAAUCUGAAAUUCACAAAUUUAUUCAUUUCUCAAUAGGACUGCAGGUAUAAUAAAGCUGAUUUUUAUCCAUUUUAGUGUUUAUUUGGCAAUAAGUUUGGAUCGUUAUGCUACUAAGACACCCAGAUAUAAACCAUUUUCAGUUUUGCAGCAAAUUCUUAUUUAAAAAUGACAUGUUUCAAUAAUUUGUGUUUCUUGGGGCUUUCAGGAGAGAAACAUACUCUCUCUUUUUAAUUAACUUUACACAUUAGGUGGUUUUCCCACAUUCUGAACGUUUAUUUUAUAUUUCAGGUGAAAUCCUGAUAGAGUUUAGCAAACUCCAUAUGUGUCUUUUUGUGAUCUUGAUUUCCAAACCAGUGGAAAUCAAGAUAAGAAAUGCUUUGUUUGUUGAGGUCGGGCUGCUCUGUGCUCCUCACUCAUGACUGCCUGUAGAUUUGGACCAAGUUAAAAGCAUAAUUGUGUUUUUACGGCCAUGUCCUGACUUGCAACGAGCCACACACGCCUGAAUCACCUGAAUGGCAUGUUCUCCUUUCCUUCUCUGAUUUAUUAAACCGUAGAGAUUUAUUCAUCCCAAGUCUGGGAUGAAUAAAUACCAGCUUUUAUGCAUCCUACAUGUAUAUUACUACUGCUGCAAUAAAAGAUAAACGCUCUUACAGGUUAUUUUUAAACAUCUGUACCACGGCUGUCUGUAGGUGUUGAUUACAGCUUGAACUUUGGACCAGUAAUGCAAAAUUAAUCCCUUUUUUUGCCUGAAAUGUAAAUUUUCUAAAGUGUUGCUUGUUUUUUAACACCUUUUUUAAAAACUGAAAUAUAUUGGCUGUUCUGUUUCAACAAAACAUUCCUUGGGGUCAAAUUUGCUAUUUUCUUAGCAAAUCGUCUUUGCAAAUUCACCUGUCAGGGUGGAAAGGUGAGGAUAUGGCAGGUGAAAGUAUUUUCAAAAAGAAAAACAAUAUUUGAAAGUGCAGCAGCUGAGCUUUUUCUCAUGAUGGCAUUUUGAGGCCGUUGUAGAAAAAAAAAGAGCAAAUUUCCACU